Messenger RNA from Lodderomyces beijingensis, 868 nucleotides. The record is from the annotation of a GenBank genome assembly. NCBI's taxonomy places the organism in Eukaryota, Fungi, Ascomycota, Pichiomycetes, Serinales, Debaryomycetaceae.
AUGGAAUUUAGCAUUGAUUUGGUCGGCGAAAGGUCAGUUUUACGUGAAUCAAUCAAAGGUAUGUGCAAGACCCAUCCCCCUUUAGCUCCUUCUUGGUGAGCUGUUUUGUCGUCGAAACCAGUACUAACGCUAUUCUUUUUUUGUUUUUUCUUUAGGUGUGAUAUGGACGAUUUUUUUCAAUAGACUAUUUGGACCCAUCCAGCCGCAAACGAGCGAGUUUCUCAAUAUCACCUACCCGCAAGUUGCCAACCAACCGGAGUUGGACGCGAUGAUCGAUGACAAGAUCAAUCGAUACAUCAGGCUGUGCGUCAAUGCGCGCAAGUUACCUGUUCACGGCGUGAUGAGUAUCCAGUUCUUGGACCAGGUUCCGAAAAAGCGCAAGGCUUCGACGAAUACGGCUACGACUACGACUACCACGAGGAAAUCGUCUGGUUGGUUCAGCCGUGGCAGUGGCAGUGGCGGUAGUGGUGGUUCUGGUGGUGGUGGAGCAGAGGCAGGGAAUGAAGCUAUUGAUGAAGAGAAUGUGCGAGUUUGGGAAACGUGGACGCUAAAUAUCGAAUGUUUGCCCAUUGAAGAACGCAUCACGAAUCGACGGAGAGAGACCCAUGGCGCUCGCGGAUACAACCACAGCCAUGCCGUUGAAGUAUCGAUGCAGAACUUUGAGAUGAACUUGUUGCGCAUCUACGAUGCUGUCGAGCGUGAGCGGGACCAUGUGCCGCCGAUCACGACGUUGGAAGUUGCGCCGUUUGCGUAUCGAAUAAACAUCCUCCCGCUGCCUCUGCUGCCGGCGACACUCACACCACCACCACCGCCUUCAGCUGGCGAGGAGGAAGGAUGGGGGACCUACAUCAAGAAAAUCCUAGAUUAA